GAGCCGUCAACCAUAACGAGUGAGUGUCAUCAUUCUUUCUUUGGCUUGACCCUUCAGACUCUCCUUUUCUUUCACUUUCUCUCACUAGUUCAACCAACUCCACCUGCUCUCAUUCUCCUCACUGUCUUUCACACUUUGCCAUACUCUCACUGUUCACUCACCCUAAUCUUCAAUCCUAUUUCUCAACUUUCUUCCCAGAUCUGACCUUUUUCUACCCCAUUCUACACCCACCAUUCUUCCUUCCUUCAUUCCCAUCUGUGUUUCAGUCACAGGUGGGUUAUGGAGAAUUCAUAUGGGCAUCGAUUUCGUAGAGUAACUCGGCAUUCAUGGGCUGCCAAUAUGAAAUUAGAACCACUUCUUGACAAGGAUGUGGAACAGUGGCCCCAUCUGAAUGAACUUUUCCAAUGCUACAGAGCUGAUUGGGUUAAAGAUGAAAACAAGUAUGGGCAUUAUGAGAGCAUUGGUGUUACUGCAUUUCAAAAUCAGAUAUAUGAAGGAGCUGACACUGAUAUUGAAACAGAGAUGCAUCUUUCCGAGGCCAGACAAACUGAAAACGAAGAUGUUACUGAUGAAGAAUUACCAAGCACAUCCGGGAGGCCAUUUGGAGAGCAUCUUGGGUUGUCGCCGUUGCCUGCUUAUGAACCUGCAUUUGACUGGGAGAGUGAGAGGUCUAUGGUAUUUGGUCAAAGAGUUCCAGAAACUCAAGUGCAGUAUGGAAGUGGCUUGAAAAUAUCAGUGAAAGUUCUUUCUCUUAUGUUUCAAGCUGGACUAGCUGAACCAUUUUAUGGUACAAUUUGCUUGUAUAACAAAGUGAAAAGAGAGAAAUUAUCGGAGGACUUUGUUUUCCAGGUGCUUCCUACAGCAAUGGAAAAUACUGGUACUUCAAAUGAAUCAAGAGCUAUAUUCUACUUAGAUGCUCCCUCAGCGUCAGUUUGUUUGUUGAUCCAGUUGGAGAAGCCUGCCACUGAAGAAGGAGGCAUCACUUCCUCUAUCUACUCGCGAAAAGAACCAAGCCAGCUGAGUGACAGAGAGAGGCAGAAAUUGCAGGUCUGGUCUCGAAUUAUGCCUUACAGAGAGUCAUUUGCUUGGGCAAUGGUACCAUUAUUUGAUAACAGCAUUGCCGGAACCUCUGGUGGUACUGGUUCUCCAAGUAGCCCUUUGGCACCAAGUGUCUCUGGUUCUAGUUUCCAUGAGGGUGCAUCAGAGUCUACUGCCAAGAUCACUUUAGAUGGGAAACUGGGUUAUAUGAGCGGGAGCUCAAUCGUCGUCGAAAUAUCAAAUUUGAACAAAGUUAAAGAAAGUUACACAGAGGAUUCUCUUCUGGACCCUAAAAGAAAGAUCCAUAAGCCUGUUAGAGGCAUGCUGAAAUUAGAGAUUGAGAAACUCCAUGCCGGGAAUCUUGACUUCGAAAAUGUUUCAGAAAGUGGCAGUAUGACCAAUGAAUCAUUUGAUACGGGGGGUAAUAUCCUUGAUUCUUCACAGAUUCCAAAUAAUUUGGAUAAGUCUCAGAAUACCAAAUCAAAACAAUAUUCUACUGAUGGAAACGAAUCUGUCCGAAAUGGGUUAAAAGCUCAUGAGCAUCAAGAUUCCCAAAUUGAUGAAUUUCAUGCAUUUGACUUCCGUGCUAUCGCGAGGAAUGAGCCUUUUUUGCAGCUUUUCCAUUGUCUAUAUGUGUAUCCAUUGACUGUUAGCUUGAGUCGGAAAAGGAAUUUAUUCAUACGGAUAGAGCUCCGUAAGGAUGACACGGAUAUUCGCCGACAACCUCUGGAGGCAACAUACCCUAGGGAGGCUGGUGCAUCACUAGAGAAGUGGGCUCACACACAAGUUGCUGUUGGUGCAAGGGUGGGUUGCUAUCAUGACGAAAUUAAGGUCUCUUUACCUCCUAUGUGGACGCCACUGCAUCAUCUAUUGUUUACUUUCUUUCAUGUUGACCUUCAAACUAAAUUGGAAGCUCCAAAACCGGUGGUGAUUGGCUAUGCAGCACUUCCCUUGUCUACAUACGCUCAGUCAAGAACUGAAAUUUCACUGCCCAUUAUGAGAGAGCUAGUUCCGCAUUAUCUUCAAGAUGCUGGGAAGGAGAGGCUCGACUAUUUAGAGGAUGGGAAGAAUGUCUUCAAAUUGCGACUGAGAUUGUGUUCUUCUCUUUACCCUACUAACGAACGUAUUAGGGAUUUCUUUCUUGAGUAUGAUAGGCACAUCCUUCGAACGAGCCCUCCAUGGGGAUCUGAGCUUCUUGAGGCCAUUAACAGUUUGAAAAAUGUUGAUUCCACUGCUUUGCUUCAGUUUCUUCACCCAAUAUUGAAUAUGCUUCUCCAUCUAAUCGGGAAUGGUGGUGAAACCCUUCAGGUUGCUGCUUUUAGAGCUAUGGUUAAUAUCUUGACUCGGGUUCAGCAAGAAUCAAUGGAUGAUGCUGAAAGAAAUCGAUUUCUCAUUAGCUAUGUUGAUUAUGCAUUUGAUGACUUUGGUGGUCGUCAAUUACCAGUUUAUUCUGGUCUUUCUACCGUGUGGGGAAGCUUAGCACGUAGUAAGGCAAAAGGUUAUCGUGUGGGACCAGUAUACGAUGAUGUUUUAGCAAUGUCUUGGUUUUUCCUUGAGCUAAUUGUGAAGUCAAUGGCUUUGGAACAAAUACGCCUUUUCUAUCAUAGCCUUCCAUCAGGUGAGGAUGUUCCACCUAUGCAAUUGAAAGAAGGAGUUUUCAGGUGCAUUAUACAGCUCUACGAUUGUCUUAUCUCUGAAGUGCAUGAGCGUUGUAAAAAAGGCUUGAGCUUAGCCAAGCGUUUGAAUAGUAGCUUGGCCUUUUUCUGUUAUGACCUACUGUCUAUUAUUGAACCUCGCCAAGUUUUUGAACUGGCCUCCUUGUAUCUGGAUAAAUUUUCUGGGCUAUGCCAAUCUGUUCUUCAUGACUGUAAGCUUACCUAUCUACAGAUCAUAUGUGAUCAUGAUCUUUUUGUGGAAAUGCCUGGACGAGACCCUUCGGACAGGAAUUAUCUUGCAUCAGUGCUGAUACAGGAACUUUUUCUUACAUUAGAUCAUGAUGAUAUGUCACUAAAAGCGAAGGGAGCAAGAAUCUUGGUGGUUCUCAUGUGCAAACAUGAAUUUGAUGCCCGCUACCAAAAGCCUGAAGAUAAACUAUAUAUUGCACAACUCUAUUUUCCACUGAUCAGUCAGAUACUUGACGAAAUGCCUGUCUUUUACAACCUUGGUGCUGCUGAGAAGCGUGAGAUAUUGAUUGUUGUUCUGCAAAUCGUACGCAAUUUAGAUGAUGCAUCGCUUGUCAAGGCCUGGCAGCAAAGCAUUGCAAGAACCAGAUUAUUUUUCAAAAUUCUUGAGGAAUGCUUAAUCCUUUUUGAGCAUAAAAAACCAGCAGACAGUAUGAUUAUUGGCAAUAGUUCUCAAACUAUUGUGGCGGAUGGAGCGGCAUCUCCAAAGUACUCGGAUAGGUUAUCUCCUGCUAUCAACAAUUAUCUCUCCGAGGCAUCUCGACAAGAGCCCCAUAGAACACCAGAUAACUAUUUGUGGCAGAGAGUGAACUCUCAGUUAAGCUCUCCUAGCCAACCAUAUUCCUUGAGAGAAGCUUUAGCUCAAGCUCAAUCCUCCAGGAUAGGAACCUCUGCACAAGCACUAAGAGAAUCAUUGCAUCCGAUAUUGAGACAGAAGCUGGAACUGUGGGAGGAGAAUUUGUGUGCUGCUGUCAGUCUUCAGGUUCUAGAAGUUAUUGAAAAAUUUUCUACAACUGCUGCUUCACAUGGAAUAGCAACAGAUUAUGGAAAACUUGAUUGUAUUACUUCCAUAUUCACAAGCUUUUUCUCAAGGAAUCAGCCACUUACGUUCUGGAAAGCUCUUUUGCUGGUGUUUAACAAUAUAUUCAGCUCUCAUGGAUCAACACUAAUGUCACGUGAAAAUGAUCGCUUUCUCAAACAAAUUGCUUUCCAUCUCCUUCGUCUUGCUGUAUAUAGAAAUGAAAACAUCCGGAGAAGGGCGGUAAUUGGUCUUCAGAUUCUCGUAAGGAGCUCUUUCUGUAACUUCAUGCAGACGACAAGGCUUAGAGUCAUGCUGACUAUUACAUUGUCAGAGUUGAUGUCUGAUGUCCAGGCUACUCUUAUGAAGCCUGAUGGAAGUUUUGAGGAGAGUGGUGAACAGAAGCGGCUUCGUAAAUCUUUGGAGGAAAUGGCUGAUGAAGUGAACAGCCCCAGUUUGCUGAGGGAGUGUGGUCUUCCCGAGAAUGCUCUGGUUGCGAUUCCUGAAAAUUCUACGGAGAAUAGGUGGUCCUGGUCAGAAGUCAAGUCUCUCUCUGACAGUUUGACUCUGGCUCUCGAUGCGAGCCUGGAACAUGCUCUCCUUGGUCCUGUCAUGAACAUUGAUAGAUAUGCUGCAGCAGAAAGUUUUUACAAACUUGCAGUUGCAUUUGCUCCAGUUCCUGAUCUUCACAUAAUGUGGCUAUUGCAUCUAUGUGAUGCACAUCAAGAAAUGCAGUCCUGGGCUGAAGCAGCACAAUGUGCUGUUGCCGUUGCUGGUGUUGUUAUGCAGGCUCUAGUUAGUAGAAAUGAUGGUGUGUGGAGCAAAGAGCACGUUGCUGCUUUACGUAAAAUAUGCCCCAUGGUCAACAGUGAAAUCACGGCUGAGGCAUCUGCUGCCGAGGUGGAAGGCUAUGGUGCUUCAAAGCUAACUGUCGAUUCAGCUGUAAAAUACCUUCAGCUUGCAAACAAACUGUUUUCUCAAGCUGAGCUUUAUCACUUCUGUGCAAGCAUUCUAGAAUUGGUGAUUCCGGUGUACAAAAGCAGAAGAGCGUAUGGACAACUAGCCAAAUGUCACACAAUGCUAACUAGUAUAUAUGAAUCCAUCCUUGAACAAGAAGCAAGUCCAAUUCCUUUUGCUGAUGCUACGUAUUAUAGGGUAGGCUUUUACGGCGAGAAGUUUGGAAAACUGGAUAAAAAAGAAUAUGUAUACAGAGAGCCUCGUGAUGUACGGCUGGGUGACAUCAUGGAAAAGCUUAGUCAUAUAUAUGAAUCCAGGAUGGACGGUAAUCACCGGCUGCAUAUUAUUCAAGAUUCGAGACAAGUGAAGGCAGAUGAGCUCCAGCCGGGUGUCUGUUAUUUGCAGAUCACUGCUGUUGAUCCCGUUAUGGAAGAUGAGGAUCUCGGAAGUAGGAGGGAUAGGAUAUUUUCCCUUUCCACUGGAAGCGUCCGAGCUCGUGUUUUUGAUCGAUUUCUGUUCGACACUCCUUUUACUAAAAAUGGGAAGACUCAAGGUGGAUUAGAGGAUCAAUGGAAACGACGAAGUGUUCUUCAAACAGAAGGCUCGUUUCCAGCUCUCGUUAACAGGCUUCUGGUGACAAAAUCUGAAUCUAUGGAAUUCUCACCUGUAGAAAAUGCUAUUGGGAUGAUUGAAACUCGGACUGCUGCUCUCCGAAAUGAGCUUGAAGAACCUCGAAGCUCUGAAGGGGACCAAUUGCCACGUCUACAAAGCCUUCAAAGAAUACUGCAAGGCAGUGUCGCAGUUCAAGUGAAUAGUGGAGUGUUGAGCGUUUGUACAGCAUUUCUCUCCGGUGAGCCUGCAACAAGACUUCGUUCCCAAGAACUCCAACAACUCAUUGCUGCACUACUCGAAUUCAUGGCUGUUUGUAAGAGGGCAAUUCGAGUACACUUCAGGCUAAUCGGAGAAGAAGACCAAGAGUUUCAUACGCAGCUUGUAAAUGGAUUUCAAUCACUUACAGCCGAGUUAUCUCACUACAUUCCUGCCAUUCUUUCUGAGCUCUAACUAACUGCAUCUCGUUCGUUGUUUGAUGUGUUUAUAUCUCCUUUUUGGUUCAUUUCAUCUGUUGAUGUUCAUCACUAACAUAUUUUGUGUGAAAUCUUGUUCUGAUAGUUCUAGUACAGUACUUAUCAUCCUUAAUUUUAUUGAUAAUUGUCUUGAACAAAGUAGAAUCAGUCUUUAGUUUAUAACUAGUGGGGUAAUGUUUUAAGUUUAGGUUAUUUCCAUGAAAAAACAUGGGAGUUAUUGGCAAAAAUUUAUUCUAUUACUAAUAGCAUGUAAUUGUUGAGUUGAUUUUAAAUGGUUUGUUGUUAGUAUCAACGUGUAAUUUCUUACCACAAUUCGGACAAUAAGACACUUAUUUUGGAAGAUGAUUUAUUCAAUGCUUAGUUUUAAAAUUUUUUAUUAAAUAACCUUUAUUUUUUUCAAAUUUUCGGACAAACGUAAUUAUCAUUUUUGGACAUGCAUAUUAUAUGCAUCAUAUUAGGUGAAAAAGUUCGGGGGUGACGUCCUCCCCCGUCAUAACUAUCU
Messenger RNA from Amaranthus tricolor (Joseph's coat), 6282 nucleotides. Its product is annotated as guanine nucleotide exchange factor SPIKE 1. Gene Ontology annotation, molecular function: guanyl-nucleotide exchange factor activity. Gene Ontology annotation, biological process: positive regulation of GTPase activity; small GTPase-mediated signal transduction. Bases 280 to 5757 code for a protein of 1825 amino acids. The record is from RefSeq and is a predicted model, not a curated record. Lineage: Eukaryota; Viridiplantae; Streptophyta; Magnoliopsida; Caryophyllales; Amaranthaceae. The transcript is spliced from 31 exons.